AGACCUGUCGCAACAAUUACGCGCCACGUUCAUCACUCUCUUCUUCCCCAUUUGUCUGCAAACCAAACUGCUUCAAAAGUAACAACCUAAACUUCUCUUCUGCUGCUUGAUCGUCGGCUAAUCUUCGGUAGGAACAAGGAGAGAUUAAGAUUAUAUAGAGAAAAAUAUUUGGCUAUAUAGAAGUAGCGGACGAGGAAUUGGAAGAAGCUAAUCCGAAAUGAGUUCGACCGUUUCGCGGUUGAUCCAUUCAAGAUCAUCGAUUCCCAAGUUAUACACAAUGGCUGCUUCAAGGGGCGGGAGACCAUUUUCAACAGACUCUAACAAGGUUGACGAGCCGUUUAAGGUCGAGGAAGCAGAAACAAUUAAUGUUCCUCCACCUCCAACUGAGAAGUUGCUGGUGCUGGGUGGAAACGGAUUUGUGGGCUCUCAUAUCUGUCAGGAAGCUCUAGAUCAUGGUCUUACAGUUGCUAGCCUUAGUAGGUCUGGUAGAUCAUCAAUACGUGAUACUUGGGCUAACAAUGUUAUUUGGCAUCAAGGAAACCUUCUUUCACCUGAUUCAUUGGAUGAAGCUUUCAACGGUGUUACAGCUGUUGUCUCUUGCAUUGGUGGUUUUGGCUCUAAUUCUAAAAUGUACAAGAUCAAUGGGACGGCAAAUAUCAACGCAAUCAGAGCCGCUUCAGAAAAAGGUGUAAAGAGAUUUGUCUAUAUCUCUGCUGCUGAUUUCGGCGUGGCUAAUUACUUGCUGCAGGGAUAUUAUGAGGGAAAGCGAGCCGCUGAGACAGAACUCCUAACUAAAUUUCCUUAUGCAGGAGUGAUUUUGAGGCCUGGAUUUAUUUAUGGGUCCCGUAAUGUUGGGAGCAUGAAGUUACCUCUGGGAGUAAUUGGUUCUCCUCUGGAAAUGGUUCUUCAACACACAAGGGCCCUAAACCAGAUACCACUGGUUGGUCCUCUGUUUACUCCUCCGGUAAACGUUACGGCGGUGGCAAAGGUUUCUGUUAGGGCAGCAACAGACCCCGUCUUUCCUCCAGGCAUCAUCGAUGUUUACGGCAUUCAACGUUAUAGUGAACACAAGUCAAAAUAGAUUCGAUAAGAGACCUUGAGGCGUGCACACUUUCUCAUGCUAUCGUAUUUAUAUAUUAGAGAAUCCAUUAUCUAAACAUUAGUUGAUCUUCUCACUUGAUGGGGUUUUACUUGACAUCUUGUGUACUGGGUUGGAGAUUGAAGACGUUCAUUUUCUUGUAUCUGGUGCAAAUAAUAUCAUGCAGAGAUCUGCAAAUUCAUUUGUCUACCAUUUUAUUUUCUCCUCUUUCCAUUACAAUUAUUGGGAAAGGAAGUAUCUUGAAUGGCUAGAUGUUUAAAUGAAUGCAGUGUUCUCUCCUGUGUUGGACUGUAUUGCAUUACAAUCGAUGCUGCAGCAUUUAGAAUCCCCUUCAUAGUUUUGAAUGUUUAUAUUUCUUCCAA
Momordica charantia (bitter melon) is the source of this 1461-nucleotide messenger RNA. RefSeq lists its product as uncharacterized. The record is from RefSeq and is a predicted model, not a curated record. Gene Ontology annotation, cellular component: mitochondrion. Lineage: Eukaryota; Viridiplantae; Streptophyta; Magnoliopsida; Cucurbitales; Cucurbitaceae. Gene Ontology annotation, molecular function: protein-containing complex binding.